Messenger RNA from Fusarium sp. VM40, 1527 nucleotides. The record is from the annotation of a GenBank genome assembly. Lineage: Eukaryota; Fungi; Ascomycota; Sordariomycetes; Hypocreales; Nectriaceae.
AUGCAAAACAUGGGCAAUUCAAGCACAGAAAAGGCAGAAGUCUCCAGAGUCGAGGAUGCAAGCCACAACACGGCUGAUGAUGGAUUGAGGGAUCACCCCAAGACAUGGAGUCGGACUCUAAAAGCAAUGGUGCUUGCUAAUCUUUGCUUCAUGGUAUUCAGUGGCAACCUUUACGCGGCCGGCAUCUCCUCUGGACUUAUCGCUCUAGUCCAAGAUUUCCAUAGCGACUUCCACGAAGCGAGCAAGAUCAUUGCCUAUUGCGUCCUUUGUUUGGGACUGGGAGCCUUCCUAUGGAUUCCGACUGCUGUUGUGAUUGGAAAGCGUCCAGUCCUUUUGGCCUCGCAAGUCAUGUUCAUGGCCGGGUGUAUAUGGGCGACGCAGGCUACUUCGAUGAACAGCCUUCUUGGAUCCCGGAUCCUCGGAGCUUUGGGUGCUGGUGCGGUUCAGGCUGUUGGUCCUGCAGUGAUUGGAGAAAUCUUCUUUGAGAAAAACUACUCCAAGGCCAUGUCAGCAUAUACAGCCAGCCUCUGUAUUGGCGCUCAAGGUGGUCCUCUCAUUGGUGGCCAUCUGGUCGAGGCCAAGGGGUGGCAAUGGUUCUUCAUCCUCCUUGCUAUUCUCAGUGGUGUCAACUUCUGCACCCUUCUAUUCUUCUGCCCCGAAACAGCCUUCAACAUUCACAUCGACACGGGUGCCACCGGCGCAGAUGUGGACGCUGACAUUCUUGACCAUACCACUGGCUUAGGGCGUCGUCAGAACUCCAUCAGGACCUGGCGACAGAACUCGUUCUACAAAAGACACCCACACGUCCGCGGUGGUGGUCUUAGACAAUGGGCACUCUCAUUUCUGUUGCAGAUAGAGUAUACUUUCGAUCCCAUCGUGAUCCUGUCUGCGGGUAUGUGGGGGAUUGUCCUGGCUUGGGUUGCUACCAUCUCAGUUAUUUCUAACCAGCUUUUCGCUGCACCACCCUUUCUUUGGGGUCCGUCUGAACUCGGAAACUGGGCGUGCACCAGCUUGAUCGGCUGCUUGAUUGCCUUCCCUAUCGCGGGUCCUCUGACGGAUAUGGUGUCCUCAUUUAUUGGGCGUCGAAAGGGCAAACACAUGCCUGAGUAUCGCCUCUAUACCCUUAUUGUCCCCUUCAUGAUCUCUUCUGCAGGUCUCCUGCUUUUCGGAUACACUUAUGUCAAGGGCUCUUAUGUAGGACCGGCUGUUGGAUACGCCAUGCAGGCUGCCAGCCUUAUGCUCAUCCCUACCGCUGUCCUGUCUUACGCCAUCGACAGUUACCCGUAUGAUUCAUCCGAAGUUGUGGCGUUGAUAAAUGCUGUGACUCACCUGAUCCCUUUCGGACUGACCGAGACUGCAUCGGACUGGCUGAUGAGAGUAGGCGUGGAGAAGAUGUUUUUGCAGAUGGCCAUCAUUCAGUGGGCAUUGCUUGCUGGGCUGUCGCUCAUUCUUAUUAUUUUUGGACCGUGGAUCCGGACUAAGGCUUCGUUUGUUCACCAGCGAUAUGGCGCCAAGAGAUUCUUGUAA